Acaulospora morrowiae is the source of this 1032-nucleotide messenger RNA. The record is from the annotation of a GenBank genome assembly. NCBI's taxonomy places the organism in Eukaryota, Fungi, Glomeromycota, Glomeromycetes, Diversisporales, Acaulosporaceae.
AUACAAAUAUCGAACAUGAUAGGAAAUGGACCACCUCUUUUUACUGAAAAAGCUGGAGAAGAUCCAUCAGAUUGGAUUUUAGAAUUCAAGAGAUUUUUGGUGAAGCAAAAACCUGGUAUGAAAACGAGAUCAAAAGUAGAAACUGGCAAUGUGAUAAUAUUCUUGAUGUUUCUUGGAGAAGCCUUGAUUGUAAGAAAUAAUGCUGGGGGUGAUAUUACAAUAACCGGUGCUAAUAUUAUUCCAGCAGAUACAUGGGAUGAAGAUUGGAGUAUAGCUGGAGGACAUCCUGCACCUGUAGGAACUCCAUCUCCAGCCAAUUAUGCGAAUGCUGGUGCAGUUGAAGCACAAAAAAAUUUGCUUUUCUUUGGUCAGAUUAUGCAAAGAGGUAUGUCAAUACUCGAAUAUAAUGCCAAGAUAUCAAAACUUGGAAAACUUGCUGGAUUACCAGAAUCAAAAAUGAGAGAGCAAUAUAUUUGGGGAUUAAAUCCUAUGAAUCAAUACAAUAUCCGCAUGAUGGCUAAAUAUCAUGACACUAGAGAUAAUAUUACAAAAGCAUUAGUUGAAGCAGAAAAAUUUUCACUAUUACAAGGCAACUUUCCAUUCCCACCUUCUGGAGGUCAACCUCAAGAAGAACAGUCUAAUCAAAUCAUACUUUCACAAAAUGAUUUCAAAAAACUUAUAGCGGGAAAACAAAAAGCUGAUGAACUUGCUAUAGACCGUUUUUUAGAUAGUAUUUUUGAUAAUACAGGUUUACCAGGAGAUGAUUAUGAUUAUGACCCGGUUGAAGAUCUGAGAUUACAAUUCGAGGAGUUGGAUAUCAAUCAAGCAAAAUUAGCUCGAUUAAUACAUGCAGUUUUAAAGUCAUCCCAAUACAGAUGUUCAAAGUGUGAUGAAACAGUACUUGCAUCCAAGGUUAAAUUAAUUGAGCUCAAUAAAAAGUUGCAACUUCAUAUAAAUAAGUCUGAGAAAGUUGCCAAUGGUGAUAUACUAUUCGGGAUACAAAAUACUCUAGAAAAAGCAAAGAUUGAUUAG